Ostrinia nubilalis (European corn borer) is the source of this 5467-nucleotide messenger RNA. It is a transcript of the gene by, whose product is annotated as tensin-1. The transcript is spliced from 20 exons. NCBI's taxonomy places the organism in Eukaryota, Metazoa, Arthropoda, Insecta, Lepidoptera, Crambidae. The record is from RefSeq and is a predicted model, not a curated record. Gene Ontology annotation, cellular component: focal adhesion. Gene Ontology annotation, molecular function: protein binding. Bases 875 to 4429 code for a protein of 1184 amino acids.
CAAGGAUUAAAUAUCAAUACAAUGUCUAAGACUUAAAAGAUAUCACCUAUUGCCUAAAAUGACUCGUAUUAUCUACCUGCGUAGCUUGCCAUUUUAUUUAACAUAUUAUAAUUGUCAGUCAAAUGCAAAUGAUUUAUCGAAGCCUUACGGCGCGGAUGAGAGACAGGCAAGGCCGCUGCAUGUUAUUUGCCAUUUUCUCUUCUCAAUGACUGACAGCAUAUCGAUGUUAUAUUUUAAUAUUAAAAUCUAAAAGUAGUUUUGAUUAAUGUUAAUAAUACUGAUAAUUGCAUCGUUUAUGAUAAGAAUGUGCUUUGCUAAUUAUUUACAUACAGAUAUGCAUUCGAUAAGCUUUAAGAAAUGCCAUUCGAUUAAGCGUGCAUUCAAGCCAUGUUCAAGGUGAAAAGGAUUUUUAUCACACCGAAACUAGAUUCCGAUAUUAGUGGCAAUGACGAUUGCGGCCGAUAAGGUGUGUUAUGCCACACAACUUAUCGAUAAGGCGCUUAUUUGAGUCACGUAUGCCAUUGCUUAACGCACAGGUGCUCUGCACAGGUUAUACCAGUAAGCGGAUGGUUUAGUAAAUAAACGUUAAAGUUACAUAAUUUGUCAUUUGUCAUUUGUGUGGUCUUUCAGUGUUGUGCUCAAAGCAGUUCCGUGUUGUACAAAAGGGUAAUGGACGAAAACAUGCAUUACAAUGAAAGGCAGACUCUUACAUUUGAAACAAUGUGUUACACGGCUGUGGUGCGCUAAUGACUGCUAACUGAAGAAAGCUCAGCUCGCGUGUGCCGCGGAUAGUGCAGUGAAUUGUGUCCGGUUUGGAACAGCACUAUUUGCAUAGUUCACUCCUGAUACUGUGUUGACUUAAAUUGAAUUGGAAAUGUAUCGGAACGGACCUCUCACCAGUAGCAGCAGCACCUCGACGUCAUCUGGCUCGUCCGAUCUACGGGACAGAGCCAGGUUCUCAGACACAAGCUGGCAGAUCCACCGUACAUGGGCGCGCAAUGGGGACCCGCUGCCGCUGUCGCCGCCGCCGGCGCGGGCGCACGCCGCCCCGCUGCCCGCGCCGCCCGGCUCCGCGCCCGCGCCGCUACGCUCCGACCAAAACGGCAUCUAUGACACCAUCACGACGCGAGCGGCAAGUGCUCCUGCGACUCCUGGGACGCCAGCCUUUGCCAGAGAUCAGUCUGGUCCCCGGUCAGCGAGCUACCCUGGGGGCGCGGGAUCGCGGCUAGAUCUUUGCUACGUGGCGGAACGGAUGCUGGCGCUGCAUCUGCCGGACAGAGACGCGCAUGCAGAAGCACAGGCAGCGCAUAUGCUCGCCAAUAAGCAUGGCGACCACUUCAUGGUAUUCGAAGUGAGUAGCGGCGACGGAAGCGGCGAUGGGCGGGCGGCGCGCAGCGUAUUUGGGCGCGCGCGAUCGCUUGGUUGGGCGGGCGAGCUGGCCCCACCACUAGAAAGGCUAUGCGCUGCUUGCAAACACAUAGAAAGCUGGUUAGGAGCAAACCCAAAAAAUGUUGCCAUCUUACUAGCUUGGGGUAGCAGAGAGAGGCUUGGAGUACUAGUGGCGGCAUACAUGCACUACUCUGCAAUCUGCGGUGCGCCCGAGCAUGCGUUAGACCGGUACGCUAUGAGGAGGUACCUCGACGAUCGCGUGCCGGUCUUCCACUUGCCUUCAAACAAACGAUACAUAGACACCUUCGCGGGGCUCCUGGCUGGACAGAUCCGCGUGAACGCAGCUCCCUUACACCUGACCCACGUGAGCGUGGCCGGAUCGCUGGCCUCGCCCGCCACGCCUACCAUCGCCUUUCUCAAGAUAUAUGAAAACUUCAUGUGCGUUUACACGUCAGGUCUCUAUAUGGUGAACGGCGGCGGCUGGACAGUGGGCGUGGGGCGUCUAGCGCUGCGUGGCGAUGUCCUAGUGCGCGCGUACCGCCGGCCGGCGCACGCGCAGGCGCGCCGCCACCUGGUCUUCGCGUGCCAGUUCCACACCUGUGCUGUAGCGGAUCAUACCCUAUCGUUCACCAAGCAGCAGCUUGACCAUGCAGCUCAUGAUCCCUCGUUCCCAAGCGACGGCGCCGUGGAGCUGGUGUUCGCACGGGGCGAUGGUGCAGGCGGCGCGGCGCCGGCUCCCACACCCGCGGCGCCGUUACGGGCCGCUCCUGACGCCCUGGCCAGGGCAGACUCCUUGGAGCACCUGAGGCCGCUGUCGACGCUCACCGAUGAUGACCCUGGUGAGAACAACGGCAGCGCUGAAGGCUCCGGAUCUGGUGGUGAAGCGGGCGAGGGUGCCGAAGCUGCGCACACGUUCGGUCCCCUCGACGGGUCCAUCUACGCGACGGUGGUGCGCGCGGGCGGCGGCGGGCCGUCCUCGCCGCUCAGCGCCUCCAUGGACUCGGGCAUCUCGUCGGCGGGGCGCCGCGCCGCCCCCAGCCCGCCGGACGAGCUCGACGCGCUGCUGGGCGACAUGCUGCGCACCGUGAGCGCGCUGCCCGACCCGCCGCCGGCGCCGCAGUCGCUCGCCGACCGCGCCCCUGACAUACCGUACCACGCGCGCGCCGACUCCGCGCCCUUCACCUACGGAGCGCCCGGCCUGCGGCCCGGAAUGCUGCGCGCGCCCAACCGCCUCGCCAGCCCCGAGCUGGUGCGCCGCGCGCUCGGCGGCGACCGCUCCUACCGCCCCAUCGACGACGACGAUGACGAGCGCACCGUCACGCCCGAACCCUCAUCCCCGAGGACGCCCGUCUCACCCCGGACCGCCAAGAAACUCACGCACGAAGAUAUCACCACCACCACCACUACAUUACCUCAGAAUACAACUCUACGCAAUGGAAGAUGGUUAAAUGGCGAGGCGGAGUGGGCGGAACGACCGCCGACCAGCGCUAGAAAAACCCCGGAGAAUGGUACUUGGCGAUCAGCUAGCACGCUCGGCUGGCACGAAAGCUCCCGAGCCCGGGAACCCAGGCGAUCAGAGAGCGCCUUAGAAGGCAACUCGGGCCUAACUUGGUUACAACGACAGCAACAGAAACUUCGAGAACGAAAAGAAGCAAGGGAAAGAGUCGCGCGGCUGCCUCUCGAGUGGGACACGGCGACGCGACAUGUGCGGCGAUCGGCCAGCCAUCGGGUGGACGGCUACACUAGCGACACAACCGCUUUUGCCGACGACGACGAUGACUUCAGCGUGCCUCUACAUGUUAACACGGCACGAACUCCCCUCAGGACUGAUAGUAUUAGUCCUCAAGCUCCAGACAGAACCUCAUCUAGGAAAUUCAUGUAUGAAAAGAUGACGAUGCGCGAGUGGAGUACCAAUACGACACCUACGAGUACUCCCGUGCCAGGUUUAUUGUCACUUGCGGAACCCAUCAACAAUGGCGAUAGUGUAGUUCGCGAGAGGUCCGAGAGCUGGUCGCGCUCGGAGUCGCGCGCGGGCACGCCGGCGUUCCCCACGCACCCUCGCACGCCCUACCCGCCCACGCCCACGCCCUCGCUCAGCGCCCGCCCGCCACGCUCGCCGCCAGUCACCAGGAAAGAGCGCGAAGGCAGCCCCGAGUCGGAGUACCGCACGUACAACGGCAGCUGCGGCUCGCGGCGCUCCAGCCUGGGCGGCAGCGCGGAACCACAGCACGUGGCGCCCGAACGCGUGCGCUUCGCCCGCGACACCAGCCACUACUGGUACAAGCCCAACAUCUCCAGGGACGACGCUGUAGCAGCGCUGCAGCCGCUAGAAGAAGGCUCGUUCAUCGUCCGCGACUCGAACUCGUUCCCGGGCGGGUUCGGGCUAGCAGUGCGCGCGGGCGGCGGCGUGCGCCACUUCUUGGUGGAGCCGACGGCGCGCGGCGUGCGCCUACGAGGCUGCCCCGACGAGCCUGUCUUCGGAUCACUGUCGGCGCUGGUCUACCAGCACACGGUUACGCCGCUUGCGCUACCGGUCCCGCUGCGGCUGCCUGACAGAGACCCCUGGACGGGUGGUAGCGCAAAUGCCGCUGCGCGUGCGCUCCUGGCAACAGGCGCGGCGUGCCACGUGCUGCUGCUAGGCUCGGAGAACACCGAGGCGCUCACCGGGCCCGCCGCCGUCAAGCGGGCCGUGCAGAACCUGCUCGUCAAAAAAGCGCCAGCGCAUGUGGUGCACUUCAAAGUGUUCGGCGGCGGCAUCACGCUGACGGACUCUGCGCGGAAACUAUUUUUCCGGCGGCACUACCCCGCCGCCGGCGUGUCCUACGCCGGACUCGACCCAGACGACCGUCGGUACAUGUACGUCGACGCCGGGAAACAGAGCGAGAAGCGCAUCUUCGCGUUCGUGGCGCGCGCGUCGGUGGGCGCGGACAACCAGUGCCACGUGUUCGCCGAGCUGGAGCCCGAGCAGCCCGCCACCGCCAUCGUCAACUUCGUCAAUAAGGCAUUACUUGGGAACACACAGAAAAAGGACAUCAUAUAAUUUUAAGAAGAAAAGCUACGUUCAGAUAUUUAAAUAUUAUUUUUAUUAUUAUUUAUGUAAUACUCACUCAUUGAAAAGUGUUUAACACAUUUAAUUUUAUAUCAUUUUUUUGGAUCCUGUAAAUUAUUAAAUUUUAAAUCGCUUUAUAUCUAAAAGUUGAGCGAAAUAUAAAAUUAUAUCGAUGUCAAAUUUCGAUUGUGGUAUGUUAUCUGAAAAUGUUUUUGUUUCAAAGUUAAUCUUUCCAAUACGCUUGAUUUUCACCAAGUACAAUUUAUUAAUCAUUUUUAAUGAAAUGCUAUACAUAAAUUAAAUUUCAAUUAUAUAGAUUACUAUUAAUAUUAGCGUAGGAAAGAAACUAACUAGUCUCAUGUUAAUUUAAUAUAGAGUAGUGAUAUUAUGCGUGCCUAAAUGUUGUUAAUACGAUACAUCCAUAACCUUAGCAUUUGUUCAUAAUAACUUAAAAGAGAAAUAAAAUUUUAUUAAUUACGCAAUAAACGUGUAAUUGCUUUUUCUAGUUAGUUUAUAUUACCGUGCCUACUAAGCAAAGUACAACGAAUAUUAAAGAAACGUUAGUACAACAUGCUUUUAAAAUUAUCAUAGUUUAUUUAUCAUGUUGCACAUGUUUCAAUAGGAAGCUGCUAAUUACAUUAAAACCAAACUUAUUUAUGAAGACAAUACAAUAAUUUAAUGAUUCAUAUUGAAUUUAUUUCAUUUUGGUGGGUAAUUAUACAAUAAAGGAAAUGUUUUAAUUAUGUACAAUGCCGCGAUACAACGAUAGAGAUAUGUAUGCGUUAAUAAAUGAAUGCGAUUGGGUUAAAAGGUUUAUGUGAAUAUACUAUUUAAUGUUAAAAUAAGGUAAAUAGAGCCAUAGGAAAAUGCCUUAACAGUGAUCUUUAUUAUAAAAUAUAUUUUAGCGUCUAUGGUGGUAUUCAAUUCAUAAUGAAAUUAUUAUAACACGUCUAUUGUAAUAAAUAACUGUUUUAAAUGUAUUUAUUGGUUAUAUUACAUUGGAAAUCAUUAAAAACGUCUUUUAAUUUA